Messenger RNA from Linum trigynum, 1447 nucleotides. NCBI's taxonomy places the organism in Eukaryota, Viridiplantae, Streptophyta, Magnoliopsida, Malpighiales, Linaceae. The record is from the annotation of a GenBank genome assembly.
CCACUUGUCACGCAACUUCCUCACCACUGCCGCCACCCCUUAUAUAAAUCUCCCCCAACUCCCCCAGCUUCCCUUCAACUCACUCUUCACACUCCAAACCCCACAAAUCAAAGAGGAAAAAAAAUCAAGAUUCAAUCUCCAGCCCCAAAUUCCCAAUUCACAAUCAAGCCUCCAAGAAAAGUCAAGAUUCAAUCCCCAGCACCAAAUUCCCAACUCGAAUUCACUCCAGAGAUGGCACUCCAAGCUCUCAACUCCCCCACGGCGGCCGGCGCGCCUUCCUUCCCGUUCGAGGAGGUGCACAGCCUCCACCGCCUCGCCGAGCCAUGGACCAAGCGCAAGCGCUCCAAGCGGUCCGCCGCAGGUCAAGCCCAGCACCAACCCACCGAGGACGAGUAUCUCGCUCUCUGCCUCGUCAUGCUUGCUCGCGGCACCACCAAUUUGGACUUGGACUUCUCUUCUUCCCACCGCGCCCGCUCUGCCUCCCCUGUUUCCACUACUGCGGAGGAGAAGCUGCUGAGCCACAAGUGUGCCGUCUGCGGGAAGGCUUUCUCGUCCUACCAGGCUCUGGGCGGCCACAAGGCCAGUCACCGAAAAUCGGUCUCCGGUGAUAAGGUCGAGGCCGCCGCCCAAUCGACUUCCAGUACUACUACUACUACUAGCACCGUUGCGGCCGGCGCAACAUCAGGGACUGGGAGCGGCAAGUCUCACGAGUGUUCGAUCUGUCACAAGAGCUUCCCCACCGGUCAGGCGCUUGGCGGGCACAAGCGGUGCCACUACGACGGUGGCGCCCACGCAGCCGAGAAGAGUGGAAUUGCUUCUUCUACAGUCACAGCGACUGCCAGUGUCUCUGAGGGUGUGGGGUCCACAACCACGAUGAGUAACAGGGGAUUCAUCGACCUCAACCUGCCGGCCCUGCCGGAGUUCGCAGCGGGGAACUUCUUCUUGUCCGGCGGCGGAGAGGACGAGGUGAUGAGCCCGUUGCCGGUGGCGAAGAAGCCCAGGGUGGUGAUGGCGAUAGCGGCGGCGCCCAAAGCGGAAGUCGUCUCCUCUCAGUAGGGGAUGGGGUUGUUUUAGUGAAUUAGGGAUUCUCUCAGGGUUACUUUAGGGAAUACAAGUAUUCAUCAUUUUCACGUGUCUUAUUUUUUGAAUUAUACUUUUUUUCCCGAUAUAUGGGCUAGAUUGUGCCGUCCUUUAUUUCUUUUUCAGAAAUUCUUUUUAUGUACAUAGACACCCAGCUCAAAGUACUGAGCUCACACUCUGUCGCAAGUUGGCAUACCAUGCCACUAGUGGAAAUUCGAUUGAUUUUUAUAUAUGAUAAUGAUUUGUUUCUCUGUAUUUCCAGCCUUAUUAGUAAGUAAUUACCCAUCAAUUUUGGAUUAUAAACUGAUACUUUCUCCGAGCAUAUUUAACUCCUUAUUAAGUGUGUUAAUGAAUAUACUAAAAAGGA